UUUAUUGUAAUGAAUCAAAAUAGAAGUUUCGAGACUAUCCGAGAAACUUCUAGAAUAAUCUUUACACAAAUAAUUAUCAAUUUUAAAUACUUUUCUGACCGACUAUUAUUUUAUUACUUUUUACAAAUACAUCGUUCAUUUGGAGCGAUGUUUACAUUAAUGUCCAUCUUUUUAAUUACCAUAAUCGUAUCUGUGGCGCCGAACAGACGGCAAGAUUAAAUAGUUAAAUUUUUAAGAAAAACUAGCCUCCCUUCAUUACCUUACCAACUAAUUUAAUAUAAAAGGGCUAGUAAAAUUAGCACAGACACUCUCUUUCCAUUUUAUCUCUCUCGCAUACUCUCACUUUCAUUUUCACUUAUUAUUCCCCCAUAAUCUUACACUUUCAUAUUAAAAGUUAAUAAUGUAAAAUUCACGUUACUUUUGUUAAUUUUAAUUAUAAGACUUAUAUAUAUUUGUCAAAAUAAUUAAUACAAGUUAUAGAAAUAAACUCAGUAUGUUGCCCCUCAUAUCUGUAUUUUUAUUUAUUUAAAUUAACUUAAAAUAUCGACAUCAACAAGGAACAUCACAAUUCACCAUCUAUCUACGAAUCCAUUUGGACAUCAAGAUAAAAUUGUUCAAUACACUCAAAAUUUAGCUUUGUGGAUAAAAAAAGCCCCAUAUAAUUCAAUAGUAGAAGAAUUAACUAAAAGAAAAUUAAGAAUCGACGGUUCAAUAACUAUUCUUAAAGACAGACUCCAACGUUUCCUUUUAGGCGAGUUUAUAGAAUCUGAUUUUGAAGUUAAUCAUCAACCUCCCAAAAACAUGAACGAGCGAAUUCCAUUUUGUCAACCUGACAAAUUUUCUGGCGCGAUUCACGAAAGCGUGGAUGCCUUUUUAACUAAGUAUAACAGAGCUAGCGAUAUAAAUAAUUGGUCAUCCGAUCAAAAGAAGUCAUUCUUAGCUAUUUAUUUAACCGAUACUGCUCUAAUAUUUUAUGAAAAUUAUGAAAGGGAGAAUCCCUCAGUAAAAUGGCCUGACCUAGAAAACGCCAUGCGUAUUGAAUUUGAACCCACUGCACAAAAUCACAUGCUUAGAAUUAUGCUCUCUAAACGUAAACAACUCCCAGAUGAGUCCAUUGCCUCUUUCAUUAAUGACACUGAAAAAUUAUGUAAGCGCGUAGAUCCUAAAAUGUCACAAUCUGAGUUAGUACAUAAUAUAAUGAAAGGUUUACAUCCAAAAAUAGCUCGAUAUGUCGGUAUAUUAGACAACAAUAGUUUAAAAGAUUUAAAAGCUAAUAUAAGAAAAUACGAAUCCGUUGAAUUUAUGUUACAAGGGGAUACUAUACAAUCGAAAGACGACAUAAAACAGCGAAUAACUAGCGAAAAUAUUUAUCAAAUCGGUGAGCAAAAUAAAAUGCAACAACAGUUAGAUAAUAUAACUUCACAAAUUUCUAAACUUCAGUUUUUUAUUACAAAAAACAAUAAUGAUAACACCGACAACAGCAAACGUUUAUUUAAUGGCACGCGGCAAGAAUACUAUAAUACGCGUCGAAACAACAACAAUUUACGUUCGGGAAAUAAUUAUUUACGUCCAAUAUUUUAUUCACGCCAAAAUUAUAACGAUACUCGCGCAAAUAAUUAUCAACAAAAUAAUACGCAAUAUGCUAAUAGAAAUUACAAUAAUAAUUAUAGUCCCAGAAAUACAUAUGAGCGAAAGAAUAAUUGUAUAUAUUGUAAUCGCAAUAAUCACAAAUCGGAAAAUUGCAACUUGAUCUGUGAUUUAUGUAAUAAACGAUAUCAUACAAGGGAGAAUUGUUAUCUCAACAAAAAUUCUAACUACCAAAAAAACACGCGCCAAGGUCAAAUGCAAUAAUUGGAGAUUAUAUGCAUUCACCUUCUUCUCCAAUUCCAAAUAAAAGUACUAACACUGACACAAACAACAUUUUUAUAAUUCUAAAUCGCGAUAGAAAAGCUAAUGCAUUAUAUAUUUUAGCUAAAUUAAAUAACGAACCAAUAGAAGUCACAAUAGAUUCAGGUGCAAAUAUAAAUUGUAUAAGACCUGACCUCAUAGAUUCAUCUAAUAUAAAUAAAAAUCACAAUUAUAAAUUAUCCGGUGCAGAUAAAUCACCAUUAAAUUUAUUGGGAACAACCACAAUUAAAUUAGAAAUAGAAAAUAAAUUUUAUCAAAUA
Molecule: messenger RNA, 2168 nt
Organism: Daktulosphaira vitifoliae (grape phylloxera)
Lineage: Eukaryota; Metazoa; Arthropoda; Insecta; Hemiptera; Phylloxeridae
Product: probable serine/threonine-protein kinase roco9
Exons: 2
Coding region: 802-1851 (349 amino acids)
Source: RefSeq, a predicted model, not a curated record